UUGUACACACGAUGGAGUGGUCGUCGAUGCGGUGGUGGUGCCUCGCCGUGGUGCUCCUCCUGUCCACGCCGCUGCUCGCCGCGGGUUACCUGCAGGAGAGGAAGAACUACAUCGUGCACCUCGAGCCGAGGGACGAGGCCGCCGCCGCCGCUGGCGACGCCUCCGUCGAGGAGUGGCACCGCUCGUUCCUGCCGCAGGUGGCCAAGCUCGAUUCCGACUCCGACGGCGCCGACGGAGGCCCGCGCAUUGUGUACUCCUACAGCGACGUGUUCACCGGGUUCGCCGCGCGGCUCACGGACGAGGAGGCCGAGGCGGUGAGGGCCACGGCGGGGUGCCUCAGGCUGUACCCCGAGGAGUUCCUGCCGCUGGCGACGACGCGCUCGCCGGGGUUCCUUGGGCUCCACCUCGGGAACGAGGCGUUCUGGAGCCACUCGGGGUUUGGCCGCGGCGUCGUGAUUGGGAUCUUGGACACCGGGAUCCUGCCCAGCCACCCGUCGUUCGGCGACGACGGCCUCCAGCCGCCGCCCAAGAACUGGAAGGGCACGUGUGAGUUCAAGGCGAUCGCCGGCGGCGGAUGCAACAACAAGAUCAUCGGCGCCCGCGCGUUCGGGAGCGCCGCGGUGAACUCGUCGGCGCCGCCGGUGGACGACGCGGGGCACGGCACGCACACGGCCAGCACGGCCGCGGGCAACUUCGUGGAGAACGCCAAUGUCCGGGGCAACGCCGACGGCACGGCCUCCGGGAUGGCGCCGCACGCGCACCUCGCGAUAUACAAGGUGUGCACCCGCAGCCGCUGCUCCAUCAUGGACAUCAUCGCCGGGCUGGACGCCGCCGUGAAGGACGGCGUCGACGUGCUGUCAUUCUCCAUCGGCGCGUCCUCCGGCACGCAGUUCAACUACGACCCCAUCGCCAUCGCCGGGUUCAAGGCCAUGGAGCGUGGCAUCGUCGUCAGCUGCGCCGCGGGCAACUCCGGCCCGGACCCCGGCACGGUCGGCAACGGCGCGCCGUGGAUGCUCACCGUCGCGGCCGGCACCAUGGACCGCGCGAUACGCACCACCGUGAGGCUCGGUAACGGCGACGAAUUCGACGGCGAGUCACUGUUCCAGCCGGGGAACAACUCCGCCGCGAACCCGCUCCCGCUCGUGUACCCCGGCGCAGACGGCUCCGACACAAGCCGCGACUGCAGCGUGCUCCGCGACGCCGAGGUGACCGGCAAGGUGGUGCUCUGCGAGAGCAGAGGCCUGAACGGCCGCAUCGAGGCCGGCCAGACCGUGGCGGCGUACGGCGGCGCCGGCAUCAUCGUGAUGAACAGAGCAGCCGAGGGGUACACCACCUUCGCCGACGCGCACGUGCUCCCGGCGUCGCACGUCAGCUUCGACGCCGGGACCAAAAUCGCGGCGUACGUGAACUCCACGGACAACCCGACGGCGAGCAUCGCGUUCAAGGGGACGGUGAUUGGCUCGUCCCCGUCGCCGGCCGUCACCUUCUUCUCGUCGCGUGGGCCAAGCAAGGCCAGCCCGGGCAUCCUGAAGCCGGACAUCACCGGGCCCGGCAUGAACAUCCUCGCCGCGUGGGCGCCGAGCGAGUCGCACACGGAGUUCUCCGACGGCGUCGGCCUCUCCUUCUUCGUCGAGUCCGGCACGUCCAUGUCGACGCCUCACCUGAGCGGCAUUGCCGCUCUCCUCAAGAGCCUCCACCCGGACUGGUCCCCCGCGGCGAUCAAGUCGGCGAUCAUGACGACGUCGGACGCCGUGGACCGCACCGGCGUCCCCAUCAAGGACGAGCAAUACCGCCACGCCACCUUCUACGCCAUGGGCGCCGGCUACGUCAACCCGGCGCUCGCGUUCGACCCCGGCCUAGUCUACGACCUCCACGCCGACGACUACAUCCCCUACCUCUGCGGGCUGGGGAUCGGAGACGACGGCGUGAAGGAGAUAGCCCACCGGCCGGUCACCUGCUCCGACGUCAAGACCAUCACCGAGGCAGAGCUCAACUACCCAUCCCUCGUCGUCAACCUGCUCGCGCAGCCGAUCACGGUGAACCGGACGGUGACCAACGUCGGGAAGCCCAGUUCCGUGUACACGGCCGUCGUCGACAUGCCCAAGGACGUGUCCGUGAUCGUGCAGCCGCCGAUGCUUCGGUUCACGGAGCUGAAGGAGAUGCAGAGCUUCACCGUGACGGUGCGGUGGGCCGGCCAGCCGAACGUCGCCGGCGCCGAGGGCAACCUGAAGUGGGUCUCGGACGAACACAUCGUGAGGAGCCCCAUCAUCAUCCCAGCCACGGCCGCGUAGUAAUUUUUUGCAACUUCAGCAUGUACAGUAUGUCAGUAAAUAGCUAAGAUCAAUAAAGAUCCAUCACCUUGGUUUGACCUGUGUUCUGUUGGUCAAGAUGUGAAGAAUGUAGCACUCCUUGACUAGUUGGCCGAUCCUGUCAACUUUGACAGCUACUACUGGAGUACUACUAAUUAAUUUCCAUCUUA
Oryza sativa Japonica Group (Japanese rice) is the source of this 2479-nucleotide messenger RNA. RefSeq names its product subtilisin-like protease. Gene Ontology annotation, molecular function: serine-type endopeptidase activity. NCBI's taxonomy places the organism in Eukaryota, Viridiplantae, Streptophyta, Magnoliopsida, Poales, Poaceae. The record is from RefSeq and is a predicted model, not a curated record. Gene Ontology annotation, biological process: proteolysis.